AUGGAAGCACACUCCCCCCACAACGAUGACGAUCCGCCGCCGUUGCCAGCAAGAUCUCCUGCCGUUGUCGCACCCACGAUCUCUCCUCCCACCACAACCGAGUCGCCCGCGGCUCCAGGCAUCAAGCUUGAGCGGAGGUCCUCCGCCGGGAACCUGUUCUCCAGCUUCCGAUCAAACACAAUGAAACAAAACACAAUCCGGUCUGUGACGCCGGAGCCGACCGACGACGAGUCGAGCAUACGAGAUGGGUCAGUAGGAGCUGCGCGGGGCGGCCGCAGCGGCGCUCGGCCGUUCGAAUCUGCGUCACCUCAGAGCUCGCCGAGAUCAAUACCGGGCGGCGGCAGUCUCUCUGCAGGAGGGAGCAGCAGGAGGCAAGGCAUAGUGUUCAACGACCCUGUUGCCGGCGCCGGAUCCUACGACAGCACUUCGUCGAGCCCUCCGCCCCGUCAGACGCAAGCAUCGACUCGGCCACGAACACACACAAUGGACGGCGCCACUGUUUUCCGGCAGCAGCUUGCCCCGGCCGUGAGCGCCGAUGCACGCCAUAGGAUGGGGUCGUUCUCGUCGGGCGGGUCGCUGCCAGUCGAAGAGAUGCGGACCGUGUCACUACAUUCACCCCCGCCCGAGAUCGCGUACGGCUACUCUGCCUCGACCAUGAGGGCAUCUGACUUGCAAGGCCGCUCGGCUUCGAAGGAGAAGAAGUACAGCACGCGAAGAUUGACGAAACGCCCAGAGAUAUCACGGCCUACUUCGCCGAUAAUCAAUGGACCUCCGUCCGUCGACUCGCUGCCAGUCCCUGUGCCCACGCAAGAUGCGCCGAAGAUGCUCCUGGCAAUGAAGACUUUGUGCGGACGCAUGAGGGGUGAGAUCGAAUACCAGACAGAUUCGCAAGGGCCAUGGUACCCCGGUGUCGCAUAUAUCGACGAGGAGCGGGGAAGUCUGAUGUUUGAGUCUGGCGAAAACGGGCCUUUCCAUAUCGCGAUUGUCCCAGACCUUCGAGGCUGCCGAGUCAUGCCAAUCAUGAGGUCAGAAGAUGAAGGUGUGAUUCUUGAGAUAUCAAGCACAGAGCUCGCCUUGGAGAUUGUGUUACGUCCCUUUGUGACAAACGAACUAGAUCUGUGGCUCGCCGCUUUGCUUGGCUGGCAGCAACUCCGCCCUGGAAAUGCCAGAGGUGCCGGUGGUGGUAAAAAGUCAAAUAUGCCAGUCGUUGAGUCGCAUGACCCUUGGAAGAGAGGAUCUGCAGCGAAAUCAAAGGAUGGCUCCAUCAUCAAGAUGGAAAAGAUGAUGUUCUGGGACAAAGGUCUCGCUGCAACGCCACGAGCCAUCAUGAAGAGGGCAUCGACUCGAGAUCUCCGUUCUCCUCAGACAUCCUGGAGGAGAGUCUCCUGCAUGCUCCAAGGAAAUGGAGAGCUCCGACUCAUGACGAUCAACGACGUUUCUGUUCUCUGCGUCAUAGGGCUUUCUCAGUUGUCGCGCUGCGCCAUUCAGCAGCUCGACAGAUCUGUACUGGAAGAGCAAUACUGCAUUGCCAUCUUCCCCACAUACGCAUCGACCGCAACCCAGAUCUCCGUCUUUCGUCCUGUAUAUAUAGCCCUUGACACCAGGGUUGCAUUUGAGGUCUGGUUUGUGCUCCUGAGAGCUUUCACCAUUCCCGAGCUCUACGGCAUCGAUCCUGCCAAGGACGAACCGCUCCACGAGGUCCUCGACAUCGAUACGGAUGCGCCCGCUGAAAUGUUCCGGAUAGAAAAGAGUCUGAAUUUGAGGCUCACAGAAGCCAAAAUGAGGAGCCAGACGAUGGACGGGGCCAACUCUGGAGAGCGCCACUUCAAGGACAACGACCCUUCUCUCGUCGGCCACUACCUUGCAGAAGUUCUGCUCGACGGCGAGGUACGCGCUAGAACUACAGUCAAAGCCGAUACAAAGAACCCUUUCUGGCGAGAGGACUACGAUUUCGUCGACUUACCUUCCACCCUACCAUACCUCUCAGUGGUAGUCAAACGGGUCGAUGGCAACCUCGACACCCUAGGCCAGUCGCUCCGUUCGUCAUCGAACCUUCCGAGAUACGGAGUGAAGGAGCUCCCAUAUGGCUCGGUAGACGUAGCGCUUUCUCAAAUGGAGAAUGGCAAAGACCACGAGCAAUGGCAUCAGAUCUAUGACGAGAGGCAGCGCGCCGUCGGCUCUCUGCUGCUGCGGAUACAUCAAGAGGAACUCGUCGUCCUGCUCUCUAAAGACUAUCAACCUAUAGCAGACCUUCUGCAUCAUUCCGGCUCUCAGCUGACUGCACAGAUCGCUGCCUUCCUCCCUUCAAAUACGCGGCGAGUUGCCGAAGUCUUCCUCAACAUCUAUCAGGCUUCCGGAAAGGCCAGUGAAUGGAUCAUGGCCCUCGUGGAGGAAGAGAUUGAUGGUAUUGGCAACCAGCAGAGCCUGAAACUGCGAUUCUCAAAACGCCUGAAAUCUAGUGAAUCCAUUGACUCUUCAACCGAGCGCGAGACAAUCGUGCGCGACAUGGGCAAGUCAUUGGCAGGAGAGGCAAACUUGCUCUUCCGAGGCAACUCCUUACUCACACAAGCCCUCGAAUGCCACAUGCGACGCCUCGGCAAGGAAUAUUUAGAGCAAGUUCUGGCAGCCAAGAUAUUCGAGAUCAACCAGAUCAAUCCCGACUGCGAGCUAGACCCCGCCAAGCUGUCAGCUAUCGAGGAUCUACCCAAGCACCUCGAGCUGUUGAUGCAGUUCACGGAGGAGAUCUGGGACUGCAUCAUCAAGUCGGCCGCGCGCCUACCGCCCGAGCUCCGCCAGAUCCUCAAGUACGUCCGCGCCGUCGCCGAGGACCGGUACGGCGACUUCCUUCGCACCGUCGCCUACACCAGCGUCUCGGGCUUCCUCUUCCUGCGCUUCAUCUGCCCAGCCAUUUUGAAUCCCAAGCUCUUCGGCCUGCUGCGUGACCACCCACGCCCGCGGGCCCAGCGCACUCUAACCCUCAUCGCUAAAACCCUGCAGGCGCUGGCGAACCUCUCGGCCAUCGGCAAGAAGGAGGCUUGGAUGGAGCCCAUGAAUCGCUUCAUCAACGCCCAGCGCAAGUCGGUCCGCGACUUCAUCGACGCCGUCUGCGCCAUCCCUGCUGAGCGAGCUACCCCGGCCCACGUGCCGGCCUACUCGGCGCCCAACACGGUGCUCAAGCGCCUCGACCCCAUCGCCGGCGAAGGUUUCCCCAGCCUGCCGUACCUCGUCGACUACCCGCGCAAUUACGCCGCCCUUGUGCGCAUGUGGGUCGAGUCGCACCCGCCCGGCUCUACCGAGACGCACCUCUACGAGGGUCCGCUGCUCGAGUUUCACGGCCUCUGUGCCGACCUGCACCACCGUACCGAGCAUUGCGCCGAGCAUCUGCAGGAAAGCCGCGCUGCGGCGGCCGCGUCCGCCGAGGACGGCGCGUCCCAGAUGAGCAGCGAGCUCGCGGAGCUGCUCGACUACGCCUCGCUGUCCGACACGAUGACCUCGACGGCUGCGUGGACGGGUGCCAGCAACGCCGGCGUCGGCGCCGACUUUGACGGCAUGAUGCGCCCUCCCGGCUCGUCGGGCAGCGAAUUCAGCACCGAGGGCCUGCAGCACCGCACCGGCGUGAGGGGCACCAGCGUGUACCCCGGCGCCGGGCCGUCCUCGCAGCGGCAGGUCAGCGGGUCGUCGGACGUGGGCGGGACGAUGCGCAGCCUGCGCAACGGCAAGCACGCGCGCAAGUUCCUGAGCGGGUUCAUCACGCGCAAGGGGCGGGACAGGAGUCCCGAAGGCUCCAGCCCGGCGGGAGGGCGGUUCGCGCCCGGCAAUAUCAACAACAACGGCAAGGAUAAGGAGAAGGCGCCUGGGUUUGGAUUUGGCGAGUCGUGGGGCAGUGGGAGCAUGAGCGGGAGCGAUGCCACGUCGAGGUUUAGCUGA
Molecule: messenger RNA, 3927 nt
Organism: Thyridium curvatum
Lineage: Eukaryota; Fungi; Ascomycota; Sordariomycetes; Thyridiales; Thyridiaceae
Exons: 1
Coding region: 1-3927 (1308 amino acids)
Biological process (GO): regulation of GTPase activity
Source: RefSeq, a predicted model, not a curated record